Messenger RNA from Sporothrix schenckii 1099-18, 288 nucleotides. RefSeq lists its product as uncharacterized. NCBI's taxonomy places the organism in Eukaryota, Fungi, Ascomycota, Sordariomycetes, Ophiostomatales, Ophiostomataceae. The record is from RefSeq and is a predicted model, not a curated record. The coding region runs from base 1 to 288 and encodes 95 amino acids. The transcript has a single exon.
AUGCCGACAACCAAGAGCGAUAUUCUUGCCCUUGUGGCUGAGAUGCACAAUCGAGACCCCGAGACAACAAAAAGCGUCGGCUGGCCAUCCAACAAUUUAGUCCGUGCAGUUGACACAAAAACAGCCGACACUCUGAACGAUCGCAAGGAGUUGUAUCGCAUGGCGUUCAAGCACGUCUUCAUCGAUACCGCGUUUCCACCAACCGCUUCCACGCUGGCUCUUUUUUUGGUCUGCCCCAUCGAGCAGCUUCGGGACAUUGUCCAAAAAGUGACGCAAAAUGACAAUUAA